This is a messenger RNA of Rotaria sordida, 663 nucleotides long. The record is from the annotation of a GenBank genome assembly. NCBI's taxonomy places the organism in Eukaryota, Metazoa, Rotifera, Eurotatoria, Philodinida, Philodinidae.
AUGAGCUGUAUUUCAAAUGCUGAAGAUAUAUUGCAAGUGAUGCAAAUGAUGAGAAAUAAACCUGAUGAAGAAUAUGUUUACUUAAUUCAAGAAGCACAAGGUUUGGUAGCUAUGAAAGAUAGAUUCAGUGAGCAUGUCAAAAAAGCAGCAGCUAUUUCAUGUAUUGUUUUAAAAUAUAUUGUUGAUAAAAGUUAUAAUGAUUUAGCUCCGACUAUUGAAAUUUAUAACAACUUUUUACCUGCUGGUUCAGAUGUUCAAGUCAAAUCUGAAUUUCUGUUGUGGAAAAAACGAUGGACGAAUAUUGUUACAGAAACUAGCUGUAUUCCAUUGUCACCUUCUUCAUCUAGUAAUACAGCCACAAUCAAAAUGAAACAGAAAGAAGAAAUAGUUUUACCAGAUACAGUAAUCGAUGCUUAUGCUGUUUGUUCUGAAGCAUUUUAUCCAAGCGUAAAAAUUUUGUUGAAAAUCUUUGCAACUCUACCAGUGACAACUGCAGAAAGAACCUUCUCAGUUCUGAAAUUACUGAAAACUUAUUUACGUUCGACCAUGUCAGAAACACGACUUAAUGGUUUAGCUAUGAUGUAUAUUUACAGAGAUGUAGAUAUAAAUGUUGAUACUGUGAUUGAUGAAUUUGCUAAAUCUAAUCGUCGAUUGAUUUUUUAG